Strongylocentrotus purpuratus (purple sea urchin) is the source of this 8405-nucleotide messenger RNA. Its product is annotated as tubulin polyglutamylase ttll6. The record is from RefSeq and is a predicted model, not a curated record. The transcript is spliced from 20 exons. NCBI's taxonomy places the organism in Eukaryota, Metazoa, Echinodermata, Echinoidea, Camarodonta, Strongylocentrotidae. The coding region runs from base 277 to 3087 and encodes 936 amino acids. Gene Ontology annotation, cellular component: cilium. Gene Ontology annotation, biological process: protein polyglutamylation; microtubule cytoskeleton organization. Gene Ontology annotation, molecular function: tubulin binding; tubulin-glutamic acid ligase activity.
CAUUAUUGUGUGUGUGUAAAUAUUAGUAGUAGAACACGGGUUUCGUGCAUAUCUAUGCUACCGCUAUUGAUCGUCAAAAUUUUGCUAUAUUUUGUGUUUUCAAGUGGAUCUGGGGCAUGUCCUAGGAAAGGAUUUUUCGUUAUGGAAUGACGAUCAAUAAGACAGAUCUUAAAGGAAAAACAAGAAAAUAUUGAAGCGCCAUGAAUCUUCUUGAGAAAUCAACUUGCAUAUCGUGAGAGAAGUAUCAGAACAAAGAAAGACCCAUCUACCCAGACCAUGGUCUCAGACACCCUACCUAGCAGGGUGGGGCCUGGGUUCUCCAGGGACAGCUCCAGUUACAUAGAAGACAUUGAAGAUGAAGGGGAAGGGUUUGAGGAGGACCUUGAAGGAGAGGGAGAUGUGGGAGACAUCGGGGAUAGCGGGGUGGAAGACACAACAGCGACAUCAACAAAGACAGAUUCAGUGGUGAAGAAGAAGAGGAGAAGAAAAAAGAAAGUCAUUGGGAUAAACUUAUCCAGCUGCAAGUAUGAAUCAGUUCGAAGAAUGUCCAAGAAGUUUGGAAUGAAAGAGGUAGGAGAGGAUGAGGACUGGACGCUCUACUGGACUGACUGGACUGUUCCUCUUGAGAGGGUUAUGGAGAUGAAGAAAUACCAGAAAGUGAACCACUUUCCUGGUAUGACUGAGAUCUGUCGCAAGGACCUUCUUGGUCGGAACAUGACCCGGUUACUCAAGCUGUUCCCCAAGGAUUAUGCUAUCUUCCCACGCACCUGGGUGCUCCCUGCAGACUAUGGUGACUACCAGGCAUUUUGUAGGACCAAGAAGAACAAGACGUAUAUCUGCAAACCUGAAAGUGGAUGUCAAGGGAAAGGAAUCUUUAUCACCAAGAACCCUAAAGAUAUCAAGCCUGGAGAACACAUGGUGUGCCAACAGUACCUCUCUAAGCCCUUCCUCAUCGAUAACUACAAGUUUGACUUCAGGAUCUAUGUUUUGGUAACGUCCUGUGAUCCUUUCAGGAUUUACGUCUAUAAAGAUGGCCUUGUCAGAUUCGCCACCGUGAAGUACACAGAUCCAACCAGUAGCAAUGUUGAUGAUGUGUGUAUGCAUCUCACAAACUACGCUAUCAACAAACACAGCUCAGACUUCAUUAGAGAUGAUGAAAGUGGUCACAAAAGGAAAAUCACAAUAGUCGAUCAGUGGUUCAAGAACAAUGGGUACGACAUUGAUAAGAUCUGGAGGGACAUCCAUGAUGUGAUCAUCAAGACCUUGAUCACAGCUCACCCUGUCCUGAAACACAACUACCGUACAUGCUUCCCUAACCACAUCAAGGGCAGUGGCUGCUUUGAGAUCUUAGGCUUUGAUGUCAUGCUGGAUAAGAAGCUCAAACCAUGGCUAAUAGAGGUCAACCAUUCACCGAGCUUCCACACAGAUGCCAAGCUAGACAAGGAAGUCAAAGAAGGUCUCCUCUACGACACCAUGAACAUCAUUAACCUGACUCAUUACGAUAAGAAGAAAUGCUUGGAGGAGGAUCGCAAAAAGAUCAAAGAGAGACUCCUGCAAAGGUCCAAGCCAAAGGAAUUCAGGAAAGAGGAGUAUGAGGAUUCCUAUGACAAAGCAGCAGAGGCUCAGCUCAAGUAUGAAGAGGGUCACUUAGGGGACUUCACAAGGAUAUACCCAGUAGAAGACUCUGACAAGUAUGAGAAGUACUUCCAACACAGUGGCUCUCUCUUCCAAGAAACAGCAGCUUCCAAAGCAAGAGGGGAGUGUGCAAGGCUACAGAGGGAGGAGAUACGUGUAAAGCAGGAGAAGCUAGAGAUGAUGCUGAAGAAGAAACCGAGUGAGAGGAAGGACUCUGGUGGAGUCAGACCAGAGAGUCCUAACGGUGAUGGUAGAACCAGGAGGAGAGCUAGACCAACGGUGCCUCGUGUAGCGCUGGGCAAAAAACACUACUACAGAUCACGUUCUGAUGCUUACUAUGACUACGAGGUGAUCGACACCACCAAACCUCUUGACAUUGUGGAGGAGGAGGAGCUGGAGAGGAUCAGUGCCCUCCUCCAGAGAGAUAACCUUGUCCGAGGGCUGGGCGUGGUCGAGCAUGUCUACCGGCUACUACACUGUACUCCAGGCACAGUGGGUGUCAUGAAGAAUGCAGAUAGGCAGCCAAAUUAUUCUGCAACCUCAAGGAAUUUUCAGAGCCAGGGUCUGGGUCUGAGUCAAAGCAAUUCCUUAUCACAGCUGAUGGGGCACAAUGACCCUGCAUGGUGUAUACCAAAUGUGCAACCAUUCAGUGAAAAGACACAAACUGUAAACUACAAUGUCCAAAUGGCCAAAACCCAACCCCAACCUCCAGGGGGAAUACCCUGGCCCAACACGUCCGCUGGUCGUAACAUCCGUACCCUCAGCCAACACGGAGACCAGCCAGGAAUGAUCAAUGGGGCUGGCAUGGCUCCCAACCUCUCUGGUCAACGACAGAGGUUCCCAUCGCGCAAGGGUCCCGGUUCCCAGCACACUGUCAAUAACUUGGUGAUUGCCGAACAGGACUUCCAGAAUCUAUCACUUAUGGACAAUGAGAGUUUACGGGGUAGACAUGGCAAUAUGAACUCUACAGCAGCUGCUGCGGCUGCUGCUGCGGCCAUGGGACAUGGUGAUUGGAGGAUCAUGGAUGGGGGAUACUCAAGAAGGAUACUGAGUGCAAAUAAUGGACAAAAGAGAGAAACAGGAACAGUGCAAGUACGGUUGAACACGAGAGGAGGGGGAGGAAACAACCUUAAUACCACCACGCCACCUCCAGGCCUGUAUGCUGCCAACAAUAACUUCCCUAACCUUCUCAAAGUAGGACCUACAGGUGCCAAUACUUCAUCAGGUGCAAUGAUCAAUCUGUCUGUAGUGUCUGGUCCAGCUCCUGUGGUACAGAGACCAGACCUGGGGAGUGCAGGAAGCAUUAGAGGAGGAGGCAUCAGCAGAGACACAAUCAGCAGUGCACCAGAUCCACAUAGUCAUUUAAGAAUCACACUAAAAGCCUUUGAUGCUUCAGCUGUAAUGCAAGUCAACAAAAUCGCAAAGAAUAAGAGGAGCUUCCAACACACUUAGGCUGAAGCAACUAGAGCUUAGAGAAACCCAUGCAGUGGUGUUGAGUUGACAUCAUCAUAGAGACUUGUAGAGCCAUUACAGCAGUCUCCAUAGGAACGUGGUUAAUGUAGCAUACGGACUGCAGAGCAAUGGUUGUCAGAGCAUAUACCAUAGAAGCGUCCAGCCUCGUGGCCUGUCUGUGGGGUACGAUGCUGUGGAGGUUUGGGUAGAGGCAAGACCACUGUUGGUACCUUAAAGUAGUCACCCAAAGAAAAUUCACAACAAGUGAUAUUUAUGGACAAAUUAUAUAUGGAUGGACAAAUUUCUUUUGAAAAACAUGAAUAAUUUGCUGAAAAGUCAUAUAGAUUGAUAUCAUGGAAAGGCAUUACAUGCAAUUUUGUGGCUGGCUGUGUCCUGCAUGUGAUGUCUUGACGCUCUACGGGGGACAGCUGAAGGCAGAACAUCUGGAUCUCAAAAUUAACAUUUUGAGAGAUGAUCACUGCGGGCCCCAAACAUAUUUUGAAGAGGGAAGUUGUUAUAUUUUAAUCAGUAAGGCUUCCCCUUUGCAAUGAUAUGAAUUUUGCAUCAAUUCAAAGCACUUUUUAUUCUUUAGGUGACUACUCUAAAGUUAUUGUCAUGGCCAAGAUGUAAAUUCUUUACCAGGGCUUGACUCUAACAGGGCUUGACUGUUAAAGGAACCAGAGCACAUGGGCCCACACAUUUGCACACAUGAUCCCCUGUGGACCAAAGUAACUGUUGAGCCCUGUAUUCACUGAUGUAUCACUGAUACCUAAUAUGCACCAUGUUGCUUUCAUCACCAGAAUCUAUUGCCUUGUCCACAGCCUUGAAAGAUAGUAGAAUUAUAUGUAUUUAUAGAGAUUAAUAUAAAGCAUUCCAUUAGUUUGUUUGGAAUUCUCUGUGUAACUGAAGCUGUUUUUUUUUGCACGUGUAGGGGAGCGCUUAUUGUGUUUUUUGCCUGAAUGUAAAUCUUUACUUUGAAAUUGUAUGGCAUCACUCUACUCAGACAUGCCAAUAUUCAGUACAAAUUUUUUAUCAGGUUUAUACAAGAUACUGGCAGAUGUGAGAGUUAUAUUACAUUGGAGACAAAAAUUGUGUGUAUACAUCCAGGGGUAAAAUGUAGUAGACAACAUUGGUCAAGGGUAUGAAUUGUGUAUUCAAUCACAAUGCCAAAUCCUGCAGAGAAGCCUGCCUGUCUUUCGAAAAAUUAGGGUUGACCAAAGAAUAAUUGGGGAAAGGGGGGGGGGGGGGGGGGAGAGUCAGCGACUGUAAUAUAGCUAUUUCGUUUAGAAUUACUUGUAGUUUGGUAAAUUGACGAGUGCAUUUCAACCCUAAGUUGUAUAAGAAAAUUAAGGAUGGGAAAAAGAUUAUAGAUAUUGAAACAACUCCAUGCUACAUUGUGUUAAACUUUUUCAAGUGUGGCAAGUACACAUUCUGUAUCUAUAGCACAGUUUUAUAAAAUUCUUAGUCUGGUGAAGGAUUCAUAUUCUUUCUUCAUAGUGUCAAAUACAAUUAAAAAUGAAAUAUAUAGCUGUUUGCCUGUGAAGAGCUCAUGCUUUUAGAUGACUUUUAUUUUGGAACAGUUUUUUAAAAGGUUAAUAUUCAUGAAAUGCAACCAUUAAGAUUGUCUGGCUUAGAUAUCUAUGAAUAUUCAACAACAAAGUCGUCAAACAGGUUUAUCCUGUCACUAGCACCUCCAGUUGGGCCAUGACGAUCGGGAUUAAAAGCUGGGAAGAUCUAGCGAAAAUACGGGAAUGCUUGAAAUACACUAUAUUAGACUAUCAAUAUUUGUUGGACUUUAGUAUACAAAAUUGCAGAUAUUUGAUUUACUCAGAUGUGUUUUUGUUUUACAUGUCUUCAUUUUGUCUGAUAUAUUUUUUAUCAUCCAAUAUAUCCAUUUCAACCAUAACAGCCAUUGAAAGAGAUUGACUUCCAUUUUGUUCAUAUUCCUUCUUAUAUGGAGUGAGAAAUGUUGUUGUUCUUCUUAGCCUUAUUACAAGAUUACCAACCAACCAAAGAAUCACAUUUACCUUGUAUCAAUAUCUAAUAGUUACACUAAGAAGCUGCUGUCUUUCAAUCUAAUUAAUUACUGUAAUUUUAUGCCAUUUAGGCAUCAGUUGGAGAUAAUGUUGAGCAUCUAUUUGGUACUCAACAGUUCAACCAUCUGCCUUUUUUAAAAGAAUUUUAAAUUUAAAGAAUAUUGGAUAGAUAAAAGUCCAAGUCGUACCAGUGUUUCUGCUUAUACGUUAAAUUCAUUGUCAUGCAAUGGAUUUUGAAAUCUACAUGCAGCAUCUCCAAUGUCAUUGCUUGGUAAUGUAAAGAGUCAUCCUGCUUUGCUAUACUUGUAUGCAUGUCAGAGAUGUUUCUUUACUCUGCAGGUUUCCUAAAGAGUUAGUCGUGAACAAUGUUGAUGUAUUGUUUGACUUUCUAAUACAAAACAAGUUUGGAAACUCAAGUGUGAUCAAUUAUACCUCUCUUGUCAUGCAAUAAUUAUCACUCUGUUUAGUUCGAUUAAAAAGUACGUUUUCACAAUUGACCUUGAUCCUGAUUUUGAUGUAAUGCACAUUCCGUGACUGAAAAAUCAUAACAAAUGGGGUAUCAUUUUAAAGAGGAAUAAAAACACUUUCAUACUCGUACAAAGCGAUGAUUAUGCCAUAACUAGAGAGAUAUAAUCAAUCACACUUCAGUUUCCAAACUUUUUGUGAGGGCUUUAAAAUGAGUUAUGGGUGUAUGACAAUAGUGUCAAAUCUGUUUCACUUCACUUCAAUAGUUAAUGUUACUGUGCACUUGAUUAGGUGUAAACAAUGAUUGAAUUAUUAAUAUUAUAUGUACCGGUAUGUAGAUUUCAUCAUUCUCUGUUUUAGCAGCAGAUCUUCAACAUUACCAAAUAUGUCAUUAAAAGAUAUUGAAAUAAUGUGUUAUUGUAUUCCCAUCGUAACAAUACUCCAUCCAUAUUCUUUCCAAUUGUGCCUUGUUACUUUAUUUUUGUAUACCCUUCAGUUUUGAAUAUUUGACAAAUCUUGCCAAUAUUGGAGUAUGUGGUGGUUUUCCUUUGUAACGUAUAUAUCCGUCCACAGAAUGCAUGUUGUAUUUUGCAUCGUUACAGUAUUGCAAUUUUCAUUCAUGUACAGAUAUGUUUAUUAAUCUAAAGAGUUGUGUAUAGGUGUUGUAAUCAUCAUGUAUGCAUACGUUGUGUGAAUUUUUAUUUUGUUUUUAUAUUUUUCGAAAAGAAUAGAGUUAAGCCAUAUUUGGUAUAUUGUUAUGCCGUUUACAUGAACAUGUAUGUUUAUUUGCCUGUGCAGUUAUAGGAAAGAAUAUAGAGAUCUAUGUAUUGAUAUUAAGACUAUAUAGUAAGAACACCCUCACUUCCUUUUUAGUCAACCAAACAUAGAUUUGUAAGAAAAAAACAAUAAGUAGUUAAAUAGUACUACUAUCAAAGUUGAGCAGGUUUUGUAUAAUUUACAGAAGGAGGGCCCUACAUGUACAGUACAUUUCUAUUUUCUGGUACUCCAACGCAUAGUCAAAUAUUAAGGUUAUUUGCUGCUUUGGUUUUACCUAACUUCUAAGAAAGUUAGUACACGCUUGUAAUUGUGGAGCAACGACUUCAAGUCUUAUCCAAGGAACUAGGUAAUUAAUUUCUUAACAAACAGCAAUUGCACAUGGACAUGGUUUAAAACGGGGAACACAUUUUCUUUUGAAAUAAUGUAAAAUUGAUGUUUGUUAAGUGAUCAAGACUACAAAUAUACUAGCAGCCAUAUACUUGAGUAAUGAGCAAAGACAGAUGCAUUUUUGACUUGCAUGUAAACUACUCUGUGUGUAAUGGAAGCCUUGCUAAAGUCAGGGUAAUGACAUGAUUGUAAAUGCAAACUCUAAAUGCAGUUCCAUUGCUAGAACCCAAGACUAAUUGUAAACAUUAACAAAUAUUGCAAUAGUUUUAUACAUUUAAAACCAACUUACCUAUUUUCCCCUUUUCCUAUCAGUAUAGAAUAAAGUGGAUAAACAGUGUUAUUCUUAUGCCAUUAUUUGCCUUGGUUUGGGCAGCGUAAAUGGCACUUUAUUUGAUGCAUUUGUUAACACUAAAAGCUUAAACAAACACUGCAUAUUUCCCUCUUGUUUGUGUUUGUUUGUUUUGGGUGGUUUUGAAAAAUACUUUAUAGUAGUUCAGCCAAACAUUUAAAAGGUUCUAAAAAAGUUUUUUGUGGCAUUUUAGGGUAAUACAUGGCAUUCAUGCUCAAACUCUUACAAAUGUAUUAAGGAUUAAGAAACAGUUGGAUGCUAUGCACAAUUCUUUUUACUAAAAAUGUCAUUUUUGUGAGAAUUGCCCCAUACGGUACAUGUAAAUGUACAAAUAAUUUUUUUCACUCAAAUGUUCAUCCUGUAAAAAGACAUCUAGUCAUUUGGGAUAACAACAUUUUUAUCCAUCAUAUUAAUUGAUCAUUUCUUUUCUUAUCAAUAAAAAUUGUUUUAAUGGACAGAUUUAUUGUGUUUAAAAAACUUUGAAAUAUGAUUAUCAGAAUCUCAUAAAAUAUACUGAGAAAGUCACACUUAUGUUUCAUUGCUCCAUACAUAUAUACAAAAUAUCAAACUUUCAUUAUGUAUUAAACAGGUUUAUAACUACAAACUCACAAUGAAAAUUAUAUCAAUUGAAAGGUCUUUCUCAGAUAAAAUAUAUUCAGUCAUAAAACCAACAACAACAACAAAAUCAGGAUGUUUUUCUUUAGUACUUUUGCAAGAGUUUUAGCAUGGAUGCCAUGCAUCACCCCCAGAAUGCCGCCCAAACUAUUACAAAAACAAUGUCACGUUUUGGCUGGUCUACUGUUAUUUCUGACUUUGAUAUCCUAGAUUGUGAAAUGUAGUAUUAUUACAAUGCAAAUUAUAAAUAAAGGAUAAGUACAAUAUUUGUAUGGUAAAAAGAGUGCACAGGCUCUCAUCAACUUGAUUUUCUUGAUGAGCUCUCCUGAGAUUUUAACAAAGAGACAAGAAAUAUUUAUGUUAUUAAUGAAAUUCAGAAUUGCCCUUUUUACAUCAGUACAUGUAUGUACUGGGAAUAUACACAUUUGAGUUGAUUCGCUCAUUGUAAAAUGCAGAGUUUGUGUGUUGGUAGUCACUUUAAAUGAGAUUAGGUAAACACAGUAAAAGUAUUUGUAGACAAAAUUGUAAAUUACUGUUUUAAUGAAUUUUAAAAAAUUAAAUAUUUCAAUGAUAUUAAUUGAUACAUAAUGAGUGUCAUUUUCAGGGAUAUGGUUCUCCCCAUUGUAUAUUGCAAUUAUAAAGCCUUAUUACUGCAAGAAAAUAAAUGGAUGAUUUAUGUGAAGCUGUAA